UCGGGGCAAAGUCUGGCUGCUGGGUCGAACACAAGCAGCACUGACAUUAUCACAAUUUGUCACACCAAAACACCUAAAGCCUAGAAAUAAGUCUGUGAGAAGAGGCAGCAAGAGACUGACAAGCAUGGACACCACUUCUUCAUUCAUCAAAUCUGUGACCAAGCGUGUGUGGUCUCCACCACAGCGUCCCUUCAGAGUGUGUUGUAACAACAGGGACACCAGGAAGGGCAUCACAGCCGGGACCCUGGAGGAGCUGAAGGAGAGGGUCUGCCAGGCCUUGCUGCUGUCCCUGUCUGCCCUGUCUCUGUCUCUGGUGUGUGAGGAGGACGGCACCGAGGUGGACUCCGACGAGUUCCUCAUCACGCUGCCUGACAACACCAUGCUGAUGGCCCUGGAGCCUGGACAGACAUGGAGGCCACAGCCGGGGGCAGUCGUGUCCAAAUCUCAAGACCACAACAAGCCUCGGACCGGGAGAGACAUCGCUCGUGUGACCUUUGACCUUUACAGGAUGAGCCCAAAGGAUUUAUUUGGCUCCCUGAGUGUGAAGGCCACAUUUCAAGGCCUGUACUCUGUGAGCGCUAACUUUGAGUGUCUGGGGCCCAAGAAAAUCCUCAGAGAAGCGCUGCGUAUGGCCUCCACCCUCCUCCACGCUGCUGGACACCUGCUCAUCACCUCCGCCUCCAUGAUCCGCCGCAUUAUCGAAGGCACCGAGCUCUGGCACCCUCAGAGGACGGAGUACACCGCCCGCUGGAACUGACGGAGCCAACACACCUUCUGAUACCAUCGUUAUAUGUCUGAUAUCUUUUAUUCAGCCAAAGAAAUAAUACAUACAGCAGGGAUGGGCAACUUAAAUGCUGCAGGGGGCCACAGUUUUUCAUGUUCACUACCACAGGGCCACAUAUAGGAGCGUGCAAUUCACCAAAUAUGAUGAAACUGCAAUUUUAAAUAUGUUUACAGUGCAGUAACUUAACAUAUUUUAUGCUCAAAUGCAUGUAGAACAGUAUAAAUAGGAAUACAAAAGGUUUGAAGCAAAUAAAAAAUAACCUCUUACUGUGAUUUCUUUUUUUUCAGUGCAAGAACAGCAGACCAACAUUGAUUGCAAGAAGUCAUUUUGUGCAUUUUUACACUGAACUUUUAAGAUUUCAUGCUCAAAUGCAUGUAGUUGUACUGAGGGCCACUUCAAGUGAGGGUGCGGGCCGUAUGCGGCCCCCGGGCCUCCAGUUGCCCAUCCCUGAGAUACAGUAUGGUGUUGUGUCUAUGCUCAUUUUAAUGUAUAUGAAAUAAUUCUGAAAUUAUAUUCAUGUAGCAAAUGAAGGAUUGUAUUUCGAGAUUGGAACAGUAUUAAAAUAUAAGAAAAUUCAAAAAAAGGGAAAAAAUAUAUCAAGUAAAUAAAGUAAAAAAAUUAAAAGGUAAAAUAAAUUUGUAUAUAAAAAAAUAAAAAAGAGACAUAAAUUAGAUCUACCUCUAAGAAUAGGGUUGUAUUUUUAGAUUGGAACUGUAUAAAAAAAAGUUUUUUAAAAAGUGUAAAUAAAUAAAACUGACAUAACAAACAAAUAAACGAGACACAAAUGAUAUCAAAGUCUAAGAAUAGUAACAUAACUCAGAUAAGGAAAAUCAUUUUCCUAUCUUUAUAUUCCCCCUUAGUCUUCCUAAACCUCACAUAUUCCUAUUAUCGAGCAUCUCACUGAGUAGUUAUUGUAUAAUUGUCCUUUUUAAUAUGAGGAAAACAAUUUUUCAACAUGACCAUUUACCAUCUGGUAGAGUAGUAUCUGUAAAAGAAAUAAAGACAUAACUUGAACAUACUUAAGAUUAUGAGCAGAAUAAAGCAGGAUAAUACCAGAAUGAGUGUCAUAUUGUAGGUAUAAAUGUAGCUUUUCUAUUUUUGUGCAAUAUAUUCUACAUAAUAACCUAGAAUUGUACUUUAUUUUUGUUAAAUUGAUAUGGAUUAUAUAUUUGCUGGUGAACUUUAUGUGCUCUGAGAUUAUAGCUGUUGUGGUUGUUAAUGUUUGAUCAGAAACACAUUUUAAAAAAUAAAAUGCAGUAUUAAUCAGUUAUCAGUUUCGAUGGUGCCUAUGCAUUAUAAACAUACUUAUGAUGAGUAAUAAUUUGCUUAUAGCACUGUAUAAUUACCUAUAAGCAUUCAUAAACAUGCACCAUGCAUUCUGACAAUAAUUGUAACAUUAAAAUGUAUUUUUAAUAAUAAUUUAUAAGGUGAUGUAUCAUAAUUAUUCAUAAUAGCUGCUCAUUUACAGACUCUUUUCAAGGAUUAUAGCGUAUUAUAGUUCUCAUAGUUGUAAUGCAUCAUAAUCUUUUUAUAGUGCAUUAUAAUCACAUUAUUAUAAUGCAUUUUAAUGUGAUAUUAGGGUAAAACCUCUCACAUUAUUAGUAUGUUUAUAAUGCAUUAUAGACAUAUGCUUGCAAAAAACAAUGCCAGUCAGUGACCAGCAAUUAUACAUUUUAAUAUGAAGCAUUAUGAAUAUUUAUGCAUGCUUUUAAAGAGAAUCAUACAAUGCAUAAACAGAUUAUAACCCAUUGUAAGUAUUUUUAAAAAUGCAUUAAAGACACAGGCAUCAUAGGAGGUUAUGAGUGUUUUGAAAGAAGAGUCAU
Molecule: messenger RNA, 2607 nt
Organism: Centropristis striata (black sea bass)
Lineage: Eukaryota; Metazoa; Chordata; Actinopteri; Perciformes; Serranidae
Gene: cideb
Product: cell death inducing DFFA like effector b
Exons: 5
Coding region: 125-757 (210 amino acids)
Biological process (GO): apoptotic process; regulation of apoptotic process
Source: RefSeq, a predicted model, not a curated record